AUGAACAAUGCUCGAGUAACACGGUCGCUAUGGAGACGAGCAGCGACACACAAAAAACGAACAGGACGAAUUUCGCGAAGAAACCUCGCAACGGAGACACAACCUUCCCUGCCACCGCCGCCACGCAAAGAGCCAUCGCGAGUAGGCGCAUACUAUGGCACCUUCGGUUCCCCGAUUCUCAAAUGCUUCCUCGGCGCCCUCUUCACAUACCAACUCGCCUACUACAUCUGGUACAAGCUCGAAACCAUCGAAGAACGGCACGAAACACGCUUGGAAAUUGCUGAGUUGCAGCAAGAACUAAAGCAAGCUCUUGAGAAGCAGAGCCAGGAGGUACAGGAAAAGUGGGAUAGGGCAGCGGAGAUGUUGCAGAGGGAGAAGCACGAGUUGGGCGAAGCGGUGGACGCCGUGGUUGAGGAGGUGAAGGAGGGGGCAGAUGAGGUAGGGAGGGGGACCAGGGCGGUGGGAAAAGUUGCAGGUGGAGGGUGGUGGCCUUGGUGA
This is a messenger RNA of Bipolaris oryzae ATCC 44560, 498 nucleotides long. RefSeq lists its product as uncharacterized. The record is from RefSeq and is a predicted model, not a curated record. The coding region runs from base 1 to 498 and encodes 165 amino acids. NCBI's taxonomy places the organism in Eukaryota, Fungi, Ascomycota, Dothideomycetes, Pleosporales, Pleosporaceae. The transcript is spliced from 2 exons.